AUGGAUUUCCUUCAACGUCUCGCGCGGUUCUUGGACCGACCUCUCUUCCCAUGGAAGCGUCUCAUACUCGGCUUCUCUGUCGGCCAGUUCGUUUUUGAGAGUCUGCUCUCCCUCCGCCAGUACCAGGUCCUCAAGAACACCAAGCCGCCCAAAGUCCUCGAACAGGAAGUCUCGCAGGAGGUUUUCGACAAGUCUCAGGCCUACGGUCGCGCCAAAGCUGAGUUCGGUUUCAUCAACGGUCUCUGGGGUCAGAUCCAGAACAUCGCCUUCAUCCAGUUCGACGUCCUCCCCAAGCUAUGGUCCUGGUCUGGUAACCUGCUGCUGAACUUUGCGCCGGCACGCUUCACCGGCGAGAUAUCCCAGUCCAUAGUCUUUGUCCUCGCCUUCAUUAUGAUCCAACAGGUCCUCUCGCUACCCGGCUCCAUCUACCAGACCUUUGUGCUCGAGGAGAAGUUCGGCUUCAACAAGCAGACGCCCAAGCUCUUCAUCACCGACAUGAUCAAGUCCCAGCUCCUCGCCUUCGUCCUUGCGCCCCCAAUCCUCGCCGGUUUCCUCUCCAUUGUCAAGAAGACGGGUAACCAGUUCUUCUUCUACCUUUGGGCGUUCGCCGCUGGCCUCCAAGUCUUCAUGAUCACCAUCUACCCGGUCGCCAUCCUGCCGCUGUUCAACAAGCUGUCACCCUUGGAAGAGGGCGAGUUGAAGAACGGCGUCGAGAGCCUCGCCAAGAGCUUGAACUUCCCCCUUCACGAACUCUACGUUAUCGACGGAAGCAAGCGCAGCGCCCACAGCAAUGCCUACUUCUUUGGUCUCCCUUGGAAGAAGCACAUUGUCAUCUAUGACACCCUCAUUGAGAAGAGCGAGACACAGGAGGUUGUCGCCGUCCUCGCCCAUGAGCUCGGUCACUGGAGCCUCGGCCACACCACCCGUCUCUUCGGUAUCUCUCAGGCCCAUUUCCUCUACAUCUUCGCUCUUUUCUCCGUCUUCAUCAGCAACCAGUCGCUGUACGCCGACUUUGGUUUCCUUACGGAACACCCGAUCAUCAUCGGCUUCAUCCUCUUCUCUGACGCACUUUCGCCCAUGGACACUGUUGUGAAGCUGCUCAUGAACGUCCUGAGCCGCAAGUACGAGUUCCAGGCUGACGCCUUCGCCCAGAAGCUCGGCUACUCUGCUGAGCUGGCUCGGUCGCUCCUCAAGCUCCAGAUCCAGAACCUCAGCUCUAUGGAUGCCGACUGGAUGUACGCGACCUACCACUUCUCUCACCCUCAUCUGUCCGAGCGCCUCAACGCCCUUAACUGGAAGUCUACCAGCAAGGUCACAACGGAUGAGCCGACGGUCGGAAAGGCCUCGGGAAGGGAUGAGCUGUAA
Molecule: messenger RNA, 1365 nt
Organism: Colletotrichum higginsianum IMI 349063
Lineage: Eukaryota; Fungi; Ascomycota; Sordariomycetes; Glomerellales; Glomerellaceae
Product: Peptidase family M48
Exons: 2
Coding region: 1-1365 (454 amino acids)
Biological process (GO): CAAX-box protein processing
Cellular component (GO): endoplasmic reticulum membrane
Molecular function (GO): metalloendopeptidase activity
Source: RefSeq, a predicted model, not a curated record